Messenger RNA from Macadamia integrifolia, 1255 nucleotides. RefSeq names its product pre-mRNA-splicing factor SPF27 homolog. Bases 257 to 1018 code for a protein of 253 amino acids. Lineage: Eukaryota; Viridiplantae; Streptophyta; Magnoliopsida; Proteales; Proteaceae. The transcript has 6 exons. Gene Ontology annotation, cellular component: Prp19 complex; catalytic step 2 spliceosome; precatalytic spliceosome. The record is from RefSeq and is a predicted model, not a curated record. Gene Ontology annotation, biological process: mRNA processing.
UUGUACCGUUUUUGUACCACUGAUUCAGUAUCGGGGUGGUUUCGGUAUAACCCACCAAUAACACCGUCUCUCUCUCGCCAAGGUUCUUCCAGUACUUCCUCCAUUUCAAGGUCCCUCCAAGCCCUCCAAGUAAACACAUAUAGCAUAAAUCUGUAGAUUGUUGCUGUAUGAGUGCAACCUACAAAGGGAGGGAUUAAGCAGUGGACGGUUGGUCUGCGAGACUGUGACUGCAAAUAGCGACCAAAGAAAGUAAGAAAUGGCAAACAAGGGUGACAUACUAAUGCUGGAAGCGCCGCCGGAUACCUCACGGCCAAGCUGGUCAGUAGCUUCGGAGGAAGAAAUUAUAGACGCACUGCCAUACAUCGAUGACGAUUACGGUAACCCUAAUGUCAAAGAAGAAGUCGAUAGAUUGGUGGAGGAGGAGAUGCGCCGCAGCACUAAGAAGCCGGCUGAUUUCCUCAAAGAACUCCCUCCUGUCCCCAAGUUGAAUUUCGAGAACCAUCCUAUGCUUGCUAGAGAAUAUGAACGUGUGAAAGCAGGAAAACCUCCUGCAAAGCUGGAGACAUCUCGAUAUAGACUAGAACCACCUCCUGUUAAUAAACGGAACGACGUUGAAGCUUGGAAGCCUGUCCUUGGAAAUGCUCGUGGCUUGUUACAACAUCAGAUAAUAAGUCUAGAGAAUCUGGACUUGAUGUCAAAGCAUGGUGCUGAUGUUUGGAAACUUUACAAUCAACAGCUGGAUAAGUUCUUGUUCAGAAUGCAAGCAAUUGCUUUGCAAUACAAUGAAAAGAUUGAAGUUGUUAACCGUGAAAGGAAGUAUCAUCAGCAAAGCACUGCAGUUGAGCUUAAUACGUUGUCUGCACAAUGGAAGGAGCUCUGUGAGAAGAACAUAGCGAUAGAAGCUGCAUGUGCUAAGAUUGAAAAUGAAAUUGAAGAACUAAAAAGUGAAGCUGCAGAAAGAGGCUGGAACUUGGAGGCCAACAGGGAGGAUGGCACUUUGAUGCAGUCAGAACAUUGAGAUAGUGUGGAGUGACUGCAGCUAUGCGUUUUAUUAACGUUUUUGUUAACACUGCCCACGAGGAAUAGAGAUUGUAAAUGAUAUUUGAUGUUUAUUUAAGAUAAUAUUUUGUGGGUAGUGGAACUCUUCUGUGCUUUUUCCUUCUUCUAUUACUUGAUUCCAGAACAAUUGAUUCAUUUGAUUUAUGUGUAGUUGGGGAGCAUUAUUAAGUUGGAUAAUUUUUGCAGUUGGUAGGGA